This is a messenger RNA of Batrachochytrium dendrobatidis JAM81, 1023 nucleotides long. RefSeq names its product replication factor C subunit 4. Bases 1 to 1023 code for a protein of 340 amino acids. Gene Ontology annotation, molecular function: ATP binding; DNA clamp loader activity; ATP hydrolysis activity. NCBI's taxonomy places the organism in Eukaryota, Fungi, Chytridiomycota, Chytridiomycetes, Rhizophydiales. The transcript has 5 exons. Gene Ontology annotation, cellular component: DNA replication factor C complex; Ctf18 RFC-like complex; nucleus. Gene Ontology annotation, biological process: DNA repair; DNA-templated DNA replication. The record is from RefSeq and is a predicted model, not a curated record.
AUGGUGAAUUCUUUAGCCAAUUCCAGUACUGCACAACCUAUUUCGGAAUCCCCUGAGCUACCAUGGAUUGAAAAGUACCGUCCACUUGUUCUCAGUGAUAUUGUUGGUAAUGAAGAAACCGUUGCUCGACUACAGAUCAUUGCUCAGGAGGGCAACAUGCCCAACAUUAUCAUUGCAGGAUCUCCUGGUAUUGGUAAAACCACAAGCAUUCUUUGUUUGGCACAUGAGUUGCUUGGAUCGGCUUACAAGGAAGGUGUAUUGGAACUGAAUGCAUCUGAUGAUCGUGGUAUUGAAGUGGUCCGUAACAGGAUCAAGAUGUUUGCACAAAAAAAAGUAACACUACCACCAGGUCGUCACAAGAUUGUGAUUCUAGACGAGGCAGACAGCAUGACUUCAGGUGCCCAGCAGGCUCUUCGACGUACAAUGGAAAUCUACUCCAACACUACCCGAUUCGCAUUAGCAUGCAACUUGUCGAGCAAGAUCAUUGAGCCUAUCCAGUCCCGAUGCGCAAUCCUUAGAUAUACACGCUUGACAGAUCUGCAGCUUCUUCGCCGGCUACUUGAGAUAUGUGAGAUGGAAAAUGUAAAACACACUCCCGAGGGACUGUCUGCAAUUAUUUUUACAGCUGACGGCGAUAUGCGACAGGCAGUCAACAACCUGCAGUCAACGAAUUCAGGUUUUGGAUUUGUGAACCCAGAAAAUGUGUUCAAAGUGUGUGACCAACCGCAUCCAGUUCUUGUUCAAAAGAUUGUGGACGCAUGUGUGCGUACCGAAGUUGAGAUAGGUAUUCAAGGCAUGACAGAGUUGUGGGAUAAAGGAUAUUCUGCAUUGGACAUUAUUACUACUUUGUUCCGAGUAGUCAAGUCAUUUAGUAUGGCCGAAUACAUAAAACUCGAAUUUGUCAAGGAGAUUGGGUUUGCACAUAUGAGAUUACUCGAAGGAUGCCAAAGUUUAUUACAAUUGCAUGGAUUGAUUGGUAAACUAUGCAAGGUGAAUAUGGACAAGACCAUGUUUGUCAUGUAA